This is a messenger RNA of Scomber japonicus (chub mackerel), 4770 nucleotides long. RefSeq names its product ring finger and CCCH-type domains 1b (gene rc3h1b). The record is from RefSeq and is a predicted model, not a curated record. The coding region runs from base 280 to 3690 and encodes 1136 amino acids. The transcript has 21 exons. Gene Ontology annotation, molecular function: metal ion binding. Lineage: Eukaryota; Metazoa; Chordata; Actinopteri; Scombriformes; Scombridae.
CUCGGCAGCAGCUAAGCUGCACAGUCGACAUGGCAAGGAAAUAUCGCAACAUUUUCCUAAAGAAAGAUGAAAAUCUUCCAAGUCUUUUGGAAUGAUAUUCAUCACGCGAUGUGAUCCAAAAUCCACAAUGUGUGAGGACAUUUAAGAACGAUUGAGUUCGGAAGAAAAAAAAUCUUGAUUCCAGUGGAAUCUUCCAUAUAUUAUAUAUUAUUAUUAUAUUUUUUUUCUGUGUUAAACUUAACAUACAUUUACACACACUCGUCCCAUCAACAUAUAACCAUGCCAGUGCAAGCACCACAAUGGACAGAGUUCCUGCUGUGCCCAAUCUGCACACAGACAUUUGAGGAGACUGUUCGCCGACCCAUCAGUUUGGGCUGUGGACAUACUGUCUGCAAGAUGUGCCUGAACAAGUUGCACCGUAAGGCCUGUCCCUUUGACCAGACAGCCAUCAGCACAGACAUCGAGCAGCUACCUGUUAACACAGCCCUGUUGCAGCUGGUGGGAGGCCAGGUUCCUAAGGCUCAGCCAGUUGCCUUGAUUUCCAGUCCAGAGGACUCGCAGCAUUAUGAGGAGGCCAGGCAGUGUGUGGAGGAGUUGGCCCUCUACCUCAAACCCCUCAGCAACACCCGAGGUGUGGGUUUGAGCAGCACGGCCCAGAGCAUGCUGAGUCGACCCAUGCAGAGGAAACUGGUAACUCUGGUCCACUGUCAGCUGGUAGAGGAAGAGGGCCGCGUGAGAGCCAUGAGAGCUGCCCGCUCUCUGGGUGAGAGAACUGUCACCGAACUAAUCUUGCAGCAUCAGAAUCCACAGCAGCUCUCCUCCAAUCUGUGGGCUGCUGUCCGUGCACGAGGAUGUCAGUUUCUUGGCCCAGCCAUGCAGGAGGAGGCUCUGAAGUUGGUCCUUCUUGCACUAGAGGAUGGUUCUGCUCUGUCCAGGAAGGUGUUGGUUCUCUUUGUAGUCCAGAGGCUUGAGCCUCGCUUCCCACAGGCCUCUAAGACGAGUAUAGGUCAUGUGGUGCAGCUCCUGUACAGGGCCUCAUGCUUCAAGGUGACCAAACGUGAUGAAGAUUCAUCCCUAAUGCAACUGAAAGAAGAGUUUCGUACUUACGAGGCUCUGCGGCGUGAGCAUGACUCUCAGAUUGUUCAGAUUGCCAUGGAAGGUGGGCUGCGCAUCGCACCCGAUCAGUGGUCUUCUCUGUUAUAUGGAGAUCAGUCUCACAAGUCACACAUGCAGUCUAUCAUAGAUAAGCUGCAGACCCCAGCGUCCUUUGCUCAGAGUGUCCAAGAGCUGACGAUUGCGCUACAGAGGACUGGAGACCCGGCCAACCUCAACAGGCUGCGGCCCCACCUGGAACUUCUGGCCAACAUUGACCCCAGUCCCGAUGCUCCCCCUCCCACAUGGGAGCAGCUAGAGAAGGGGUUGGUAGCAGUGAAGACGGUGGUGCAUGGCCUGGUAGACUUUAUCCAGAACCACAGCAAGAAAGGAGCUGACCCUCAGCAGCCUCCUCAGCACAGCAAGUACAAGACAUACAUGUGUCGUGACAUGAAGCAAAAGGGGGGCUGUCCUCGUGGAGCCAGCUGCACCUUUGCUCACUCUCAGGAAGAACUGGAGAAGUAUCGUAAGAUGAAUAAGCGCCUGGCAGCUCGCCUUCCUGGCUCAGGGCUCAUGCCAGAUGAAGGCCUUCCCCUUGAUGUAGCAGUGACCCGGAAGCCUUCACCCCUCACCAAUGGCAGUGGUGCACCCUCUUUGCCCCAGCUCAUUGCCCGUGGCACAGACACAGUCCCAUAUGAACUGUUGCGUAAACCAAUGAAGAUGGAUGGAGGGAGUCCCAGUGCCCCAGGAUCACCACCUGAUCCCCUGGACUCUGUGUCCAAACCUGGUAUGCCUCUGCCACCUCAUGCACUGGCCCACCCCAGAAUGUCUGCAGAUCACCUCUCUGGGGUGAAGCAGAUGCCUGGGGUACCUAGAGGUUCACCAGUGUACCCCCAGCAACAGCUCUCUGAGAUGUUCUACUCUGAUUCUCGCCCACCACCUUCUGGUCCUCAGUAUGAACCUCCACAAUACCCCCCAGGUUACCCCUACCAACAGCCACCACAGUAUGUUCCUCGGGAUUACAUGCGUAACCCACCCCCCAGUGAGUCAGGGCCCCCUUACCAUGACCCCUACCCUGGCUAUGGCCCACCAGAGCGCCCUUACCAGGCCCCUCACUCUGGCCCACCCUUCUCCUACCCUCACCCUCCACACUAUGACCGAGGUCGCCAUGGGACCUAUUCUGGCCCCCCACCUCCCCCACAGCCUUAUACAUCUCAGAGGGAAAGCAUGGUCAGAAUGAGUCCUGCACCUCUCGAUGUUCCCCCACCAUCAGCAGGACAGGGUAACUCACUCUACCACCAGGAGGCCAGUGGCCGGGAUAGAUACCCACCAGAUGGCUACUAUCAAGCAGGUGCCCAACCUCCACCAAUGAGGGCUUAUCCCAGAGGGCCAUCAUAUAGUGGUUCCCAGCCCAGCCUGGACUACCUGCACCGACGUCGGCAGGAGCUGUUAUCCCAGCUGGAAGAAAGGAAAGUCAUCUCCCCUCCACCAUUUGCUGCCUCCCCCACUCUUUCUCAUACCUUCCCAAGCGACUACCCUCCUGAGUACGGAGAAGAGAGCUCCAAAAGCAUCGGGAAAUGCAGAGAGCCUGACUAUGCUGGGCAAUACUCACCCUGGUCUUGCGAAACCAUUGGAUCGUACAUUGGCACAAAGGACGCCAAACCCAAAGAUGUUAUGGUUCCUGGAACCAUGGAAAUGAUGAAUGUUGAGGCUAAGGGUCUGAGGGAACCAUCACUUGAGGCCCCUCGUAGGGGUACAGAAGUCAAGGACGAUGACCCUAUUAUCCCGUUUGGCCCCCAGCCCACUGUAUCACGCUUUGGUGCCAUCUCCCGCACCUCAAAGACGGGCUAUCAGACUACUGGCCCUGUACAGGCCAUGGCCUCCACUCCCCAGAACCCAAACUCUAAACACAUGGCCAUGCCAGCAGAAUACACAUAUGGAAGCCAUGGAGGAUGGGGUGGAGCUUCAUACCCCUCCCACCAGACUGCCUCCUCCUCUCAGGGACACUUUAGUGAGCGCCUGCCUAUGGCAGCCACAGACAGAGAACAGCUGAAGAUUGAACUGCAGCAGGUCAACCAGCAGAUCAACCAACAGACCCAGAUGCACAGCAUGGAGGCUGCCAGUAACACUUUGCUGCUGCAGAGGGAGGCCAGUGCAUUGGCAGGUCAGCCUGUGCAGCCCAGCCAGGGUCAAGCAGCAGGAGCCCAGCAGCAGCAACAGGCCAAGUGGCCAGCAGGGGGAGCAAGUGCAACAGCUGUUUCUAGUGAACAGCUGAGCCUGGAGCUCCACCAGGUGGAGAGAGAGAUUGGAAAAAGGACCCGUGAGAUGGCCAUGCAGGAAAAACAAGUGGCUCAUGAAGUUCAGCAGUACAAGAUGAAACCUGCAGAGAAUGGACAACCAGAGCACAAGACUCAGCUAGAAGAAAUCUCUCUGGCUCUUGGCGAGGUGUCAAACGGCUCCAGCAGUCUGCAAGAAAGUGCAGUGGGCGGGUCCAUGCUGUCACUGACCAAUAAGACGUCUGCAUUGAGCCUGUGUUCUGAUCCAGGCGCCACUGGUUCAGAGAUGCAGAAGAAUGGCAUUGUCCAUUCCUGUUCUUAGGCAGUACACACACACACACACACACACAUACACACAUACACAAACAUGCACAUACAUUCUAGAUGCUCAACUGAAAAGCAUGCACAGACAAUACACCCAUUCUAUUUAGAAGAUGAGCAGUAUCUGCCGUGAUAUGAAUUUUCUUUCUUUUUGUUCUGUGAAUGAGCUUUUUUUAAUGACUUUCCUUGCCUGGAAACCAGGGCAUAUGAUAACAUUUCUUGUGUGCGUUUUUUUUUUUUUUCCUUUUUUUUUUUCUACUGGGAUUACACAUUAACAAGGCUCACAAUAGAUAUAUUAGGAAGAGAAAAUGGUGGUGACGUUGACAGCGGUAUUGGAACAUCAUUAAAAAAACGCAGGCUACUCCAUCCUUAAUAAACACAACAACAUAGUCAAGUGUAUGAUUCAUUUUCCCCAUGCAAGAUUUUUUGGUUUGGUUGUAGCUGGAUACGUGUCAAUGAACGGUUAAAUACAGAGGAACAGAUGAACAAACUCUCUGAGGAAUUUAAUAUUAAUUUCUUUUUUGCAAUCUGAUGAUCUAUGGUAUUGUAGGAAACAGCAGAAGUGAAUCGCUUGGUACUCACCCCCAGAAUCGUAAAAAAGUGGCUGCCCAGAUCUAGAUUGUCUGAGGAGGGAAAAGCAGUAAAAAAAAAAAUAUUCCACCAGUAUUCUGAGAUGCAAAUAGGAGCAGUGUUUUUAGAAGUCACAUUUUGCACACCACACGCACUUCCUUACCUACCACGAGAAGUAUGAUUUUAUUAGUGCAUUUUAUGAACACAUCAUGUGUCUGUUUCAUACUUGAAAGCAGUAUAUUAUAUAUUUAAUUGAGGCAUUCUGUUUUAAAGAUUGCAACAAAGUCUUUUUGAUAAUGAGCUUUCCACAUGUUUUCUAUAUAAGGGAAUCUACUAUGUGCUUCUCUUGGUUGUGGUGUGACCGGAUGUGGUUUGGCUGCGAGGCCUUUCGCCCCGCAGCUUCCCAAAGGGCUGAGUUCAGCCUUUGCUGGUCAUGUUGUAAAGUUUUUCACAGCACGCUCAAAAAAACAAAAAAAACAAACAAACAAAAAACCCAACUGACAAAAAACCC